Molecule: messenger RNA, 2385 nt
Organism: Benincasa hispida (wax gourd)
Lineage: Eukaryota; Viridiplantae; Streptophyta; Magnoliopsida; Cucurbitales; Cucurbitaceae
Gene: UPF3
Product: Smg-4/UPF3 family protein
Biological process (GO): nuclear-transcribed mRNA catabolic process, nonsense-mediated decay; positive regulation of translation
Cellular component (GO): cytoplasm; nucleolus
Molecular function (GO): mRNA binding
Source: RefSeq, a predicted model, not a curated record
CCGAACUCUCGUCGUUAGCGUUAGUAACCCCAAUUCCCAAACUUCCCAAAAACAUCUUCUCCCUUGACUUGUUGAGAAUUUAGAAACCAAAAGCCGGAAGGGAAUUCUGAAUUUGUGUUCGCAGUGCAGGGGUUUUUCAGAUGAAGGACCCGUUGGAGAGGACCAAAGUAGUGAUUAGGCACUUGCCCCCUUCUCUUCCUCACUCAGAUCUCUUCCACCAUAUUCAUGAUCGAUUCGGUGGUCGCUUCAAUUGGUCUUACUAUCGUCCCGGAAAGACCAGUCAGAAGGACCAGAGAUACGCUCGAGCCUACAUAGACUUUACCAGACCUGAAGAUGUUUUUGAGUUUGCGGAGUUCUUUGAUGGCCAUAUUUUCGUUAAUGAGAAGGGUGCUCAGUAUAAGGCUGUGGUUGAAUAUGCACCUUCACAGCGUGUUCCCAGAUCAUCUACCAAAAAGGAUGGUCGUGAGGGGACAAUAUACAAAGAUCCAGAUUAUUUGGAGUUCCUCAAACUCAUUGCUAAACCUGCCGAGCAUCUUCCAAGUGCUGAAAUACAGUUGGAAAGGAAAGAAGCAGAGCAAUCUGGUGCUGCAAAAGAAGCUCCAAUUGUUACCCCUCUCAUGGAGUUUGUUCGCCAGAAACGAGCAGUUGAAAGUGGAACACAGGGAUCUUCAGUACCUCGGAAGGUCAAAAGAGGUGGGGCAGCAUCCUCUAGAAAGCCUGAGUUGAAUUCCAUGAAGCGAGGGAUGGAGAAGAAGAAGUAUAUUUUAAAGGACAGUGUGAAGAACACAAACCGCAGAGACAAGUCAAAUUUCAUUUUGGUGCCCAGGCGAGAGGAUCAGUCAGCUACUUCAAGUGGAAUUGGAAUUUCGGAUGUUGUUACAGCUGACUUUGGAAAGAAAAAAAUUCUGCUUCUCAAGGGGAAAGAGCGAGAUAUCUCUCAUGUUUCUGAUGGCAUGUUACAGUUGCAGAGUGCUACAUCUUCUGAGACUUCUCCUGCAAGUGCAUCAAAACAUAAUCAGAGGCGUGAGGCUAGUGGAAGCAUGAUCAGAAGCAUCCUUUUAAAUAAUGAAGCACGUCACGGACAGAAUUCAUCAGUAGCUCAGUCUCAUCCAAAAAUUCAGAUCCUGAACUCAGACAAUGGGAAGCGACCACCUCGUCCCAUUAAUGCUCGAUCUGGGUCUAAUGAUAUGUCCAGUAAUGAACCGAAUCCAUCUGGCUCAGAAGGGGAUGGAAAAAGGGCUCCAGAUGGUAAGUUUAGUAAAAAGGAACUUCAUGGCCUGGGUAGUGGUAAUGAGAAGCAAGAAAAACGAAUAAGAAACAAAGAUAGACCUGAUCGUGGGGUCUGGGCGCCACGCAGUCGUUCAGAUGCCUCAGUCUCACAACUUGAGGAAUCCUCUGUUUCACAAUCUAGUCACUUGCUUUCUGACUCAGUUGAAGCGUACCGUGGGGAAAUGAAAGAAGAUGUUCAUGGAAGCAGGACAGGGGAUGUUACAACCACUGUGAGUGGGCGUAACAGUUCAGUGGAGAAUGGUUCAGUUAGACAUGUUGGACGUCGGGGGGCUGCCCAUGUUAUGAAGGAUGAUGGGUCUUUGAACCCAAAUGAAGGGAAGCCAUCCAAAAGAGGUGUUGCUGGUGGUCAUGAGAAACAAGUAUGGGUUCAGAAGUCAUCUUCAGGUUCUUAGCAUAUUUAAAUCAUAUAAUGGCAUCCAGACAGGACUAUGGUUCCUCAAACUUCCAGGGGGAUUAUCUCCAUUCUGAGGACUAAUGCACAUCCUCAGAAGGCAUCAUGUAAAAUGGAGAUAUGCCCUGGAAGCAGUUGGUAACAGUAAUAGGUUUCGUGAACUGGAUUGCAAGAUUUGCAAUUGUUUUGUCGUAUACAGGUGGUUACAAAACACAAGGUUCUCUGGUUGAAGACCGAAUGUGCGUUCUAUGGAUUUUUGGUUUUACGAAAUCGAAGUUUCUUUGGUUGAAGACCAAAUAUGGUUGUGGAUUUUGGUUUGGUAUGAUCUGAUUUUUUGCCCAAACAUACCAAGUGUGACUGCUUCACCUGGAGGAACGUGCCAUGUACAUACAUACAUGGCUCGAGUGACAGGAGAUCAAAGCCAAGAGGGAGAUUCCAAUUUUCCCAUUGCUUGAUGUUUUGGUCAUGUGCCAAGUUUUUUUUCCCUUAGAAGUUGAAUGUAGGAAGUACCUAGUAGUGCUCUACUUACCAUAAUCUCACUGGGCGUGGUUGGUACACAAUUGUACUUGAUUCUAUGCGUGGGGCAGUGAAUCAGAAACAUCAAAGUUAUACUAUUUCAUGUCGUAUAUGAAAAAUGUGAUGGAUUAUGAUGUGUUUCUAUCGUCUAAUAUAUCAGUCUUAAUUAUUUUUCCUGUGUGUUAAAA